Messenger RNA from Talaromyces atroroseus, 420 nucleotides. RefSeq names its product 40S ribosomal protein S17. The transcript has 4 exons. Bases 1 to 420 code for a protein of 139 amino acids. Gene Ontology annotation, molecular function: structural constituent of ribosome. The record is from RefSeq and is a predicted model, not a curated record. Gene Ontology annotation, biological process: translation. Lineage: Eukaryota; Fungi; Ascomycota; Eurotiomycetes; Eurotiales; Trichocomaceae. Gene Ontology annotation, cellular component: ribosome.
AUGGGUCGCGUCCGUACCAAGACCGUCAAGAAGUCCGCCAAGGUCAUCAUUGAGCGUUACUACCCCAAGUUGACGUUGGACUUCGAGACCAACAAGCGUCUUUGCGAUGAGAUUGCUAUCAUCUCCUCGAAGCGCCUGCGCAACAAGAUUGCCGGCUACACCACCCACCUGAUGAAGCGUAUCCAGCGUGGUCCUGUCCGCGGUAUCUCCUUCAAGCUCCAGGAAGAGGAACGUGAGCGCAAGGAUCAGUAUGUUCCUGAGAUCUCCGCUUUGGAUGUCUCCCAGACCGAGUCUGGCCAACUCGAUGUUGAUGCCGACACCAAGGAUCUCCUCAAGAGCCUCGGAUUCGACUCCCUCAAGGUCAACGUUGUCAACGUCUCCCAGCAACAGGCUCCUGAGCGCCCUCGUCGUUUCCGGUAA